Molecule: messenger RNA, 3171 nt
Organism: Zingiber officinale
Lineage: Eukaryota; Viridiplantae; Streptophyta; Magnoliopsida; Zingiberales; Zingiberaceae
Exons: 7
Coding region: 430-2895 (821 amino acids)
Source: RefSeq, a predicted model, not a curated record
CUCUGCCUCUCUCCUGUUCUCUUCCCUCUUCUUUCUUCCUUCUUCUCGGGAUCGGCAUCGCCUCUUCCGCUUCUUCUACCUCUCUUGCCCCCAGAAGAAGAACCGCUGCAAAAUCGCUGCUUUUUUUUUUUUUUUGUUGGCUGUUUCCCCCUUCUAUAUAUCGAUCGCCAUUCCCUCUCCUCUACUGUCCACCACGCGACCUGGCCCUCAAAGUUUGGGUCUUGAUGGAGGUCGGAGGGUUGUGGAGUUGAAAGUUUGGUUUUGCUGCAAAAUCGUUACUUUUUGGCUGUUUUCCACUUCUAUAUAUCGAUCGCCAUUCCCUCUCCUCUGCUCUCCACCACGCGACUGCGCCCUCAAAGUUUGGAUCUUGAUGGAGGUCGGAGGGUUGUAGAGUUGAAAGUUUGAUUUUGCGGAUUGGCGCAUGCACGAAUGGUGGAUUUCCGGCACAAGGAGUCGGAUCGGGAGUUCCGGCACCGGCUCGAGGAGUUGCUUCCGCGCCCCCGCCGCGGGGACGCGUGCGCCGACGAGGAGGCGGACGAGGCUGGCCCCGGCGGGGGCGAGGGCGAGAGCGUCGACCAGAUCGCCCGACGCCGCCGGAGAUCGGACCUCGAAGGCGACGACCUCGCCGAGACCUCGGCCGCCGCCAGGCGGCAUGAUCGGAUCUUGAGCCGCUGGGCGGCGCGGCAGGCGGAAGAGAUAAUUAUCAAUAACAUUGAGCGGAGGAAUCGGGAGUCGGAGCUCAUGGCGCUCGCGCGCCUCCACGCCGUGUCGAUGCUGGACGCCUCCUUCCUCCGCGAGACGCGACGGGCGCAGUCCUCCGUCGAACGCCCCGUGUCCGCCAGGGCGCCACCCUCAGUUUUACAGAGGUGGCGCGAACUCGAGGGCGAGUCGGUAGCUAGGGAGCGGAGGAGACCCACUCCGUCUCCGACUGACGUAAACAUCAAUGAGCGUGAUGAGCCAGAGAGCCAUGGAUCUCUGGUGCUAAGAAAUUUAUCGGUUGUUGCUAGCGUUAGCAACGAUAUUGAGGAUCAGGGUUUGAGCAGAGAGCAUUCCCUUGGCAUUAGAGAUGGCGGGGUUAGAGAGAGGGAGAGGGUAAGGCAGAUUGUUAGUGGUUGGAUGACGGACAUUGCCAUGGAAGACACUGCUUCACAAAUUUUUCCAGGAAGUGGUAGUUCAAGUAGUCCAAGGAGUGAGUGGGUUGGUGAGAGAGAGCGUGAGAGGGUAAGAUUGGUGAGGGAGUGGAUGCAAACUGUGAGCCAGCAGAGGGAUGUUCGUGCUAGCAGGAGGGAGGAGCAGGAGAGGGGUGAAUCAGUCUCAAGUCGUGAAGGUCCUGAACCCACCCGGAGGAACUUGCUGAAUAUCAGGGGAAGACUGGCUCGCCAUGAUUUGGUCAUGAGAAAUGUCCGGGAGAGAGAAAGGGAGCUUCAGGAAUUGUCUGAGCGGCGGCCCGUUUCACAUUUCUCUCAUCACAGUCGGAUACAGUCUGUUCUUCGAGGUAGAUUCUUACGCAUUGGUGGUUCCAUUGAGAAUCGUCAACGACAUUCAGUUGUAGCUGGAGAAAUAAGUCACCUUAGACAACAUCAUCCUGUAUCUGGCUUUAGUUCUAGGGAAGGAUUUCGCCUUCAGAAUGAUCUUACUACAACACCUCAAGCAAGAAGCCAAUAUGUUGAUGACAGCAGAAAUGAAUCCUCUCCUUCAACAGAAUCUGGGCUAUUGGAUGAGAUACCUGAUCAAUUCCAAUCUCAAAGUAUCCAUCAAACAACAGAGGUGAAUUUAGAAGUUCGCACAGAGAGUAGGACACACAGCAGUGAUAUGAGUUGGAUAGAUUCUGGAGUUCAGGAAGAUGAACGGCUAGAGGCUGAUACAGAAAAUGAGCAAACUGGCCGGCAACAGACUCUUGAAGUUGGGCACAGUGUACAGCAAGAUGACCCUGCAGAAGAACCUGACAGGGACUGGCAGGAACAUGCAGACCAGGAGUGGCCUCAUGAAACUCAUGAAGAUGAUGGUCAAGAUGACCAUAUUCUGGAGGCACAUGAGAAUUGGCAUGAUGAUAAUUCCCAAUUAACUGAAACAAACUGGCAAGAUAGACCUUUGCACUCUUUUAGCAGUCAACAUUCAUUUCCUGAUGUAACAAAUAGAUUUAUAUCUGGGGAUGAUGAUAGCGUGUACAAUGUGGAACUUCAGGAACUCUUAAGCAGGAGGAGCGUGUCUAAUCUUCUACACAGUAGGUUCCGUGAAAGUUUAGACCAAUUGGUACAGUCAUAUAUUGAUAGACAGGGACAGGGGCAGGGGCAGGGGCAUGAACCAUUUCAGCGGGGCAUGCAAGGAAUGCCUAACCGUGAGUUGCCAGAAGACGAUCAGCAACGCCAAACAGAUGAUGUGGUUCAAGGCCAACAAGCUUCUGCUAGACCACCACAUGGUGCACAACCGCCACGGCCACCUCCUCCACCCCCAUUGCCAUUAUGGCACCGCAGUUGGAAUCGUCCGAGCAUUCGCCGGUCUGAAAUUGAAUGGGAUAUCAUUAAUGAUCUGAGGACUGACAUGGCUAAGCUUCAGCAAGUGAUGAGCCAGAUGCACAGUAUGUUAGAGGCAUGCAUGGAUAUGCAAUUAGAGUUGCAGCGUACAGUUAGACAAGAGGUUUCAGCAGCACUUAACCAUUCUGUAGGAUCACAUGGAGACAGCCAGCACUUACUAAUUGAUGGCACAAACUGGAAUCAUGUCAAAAAAGGGAUUUGUUGCGUCUGCUGUGAUAAUCAAAUUGACUCUCUUCUUUACAGAUGUGGACACAUGUGCACCUGUUCACGAUGUGCGCAUGAGUUGGCUCGAGAUGACGGCAAGUGCCCGUUGUGCCGCGCGCCCAUUGUCGAGGUGAUUCGAGCCUACUCGAUAGUGUAGGUAUGAUUAACAAGAUAGAAAAUGAAGAUGGGGGGAGCCAUUAGUAGUUUUACUGACCGGGAGAUUCUUGGAUGCAUCGAAGAUGUAUCGAUCGAUCGAUGGUGGUUGUUCUACCAGGUUUAGCGAAAUGUUAACAUACUUAGAAAUGUGGGGACUGUUGAGUGUACUUGUAAAUGGCACCUUCUUCCUCUCAUCAUUUAUGUUUAAUAAUGCAAUUAAAUUGGCGAUUUGUAUCAAUUUCCAUUUGAAGUUAGAUUAUAACUAUUUGCAAGCUUA